GAGUCACGCUGCCUCCAUUCCUAGGAGAGAAGACUUCCUGCAAGAUGGAGGUGGACGCCGAGGAGAAGCGUCAUCGCACACGGUCCAAAGGGGUUCGAGUUCCCGUGGAACCAGCCAUCCAGGAGCUGUUCAGCUGUCCCACUCCUGGCUGUGACGGCAGCGGUCAUGUCAGCGGCAAAUACGCAAGACACAGAAGUGUAUAUGGUUGCCCCUUGGCCAAAAAAAGAAAAACCCAAGAUAAACAGCCUCAAGAGCCUGCUCCCAAACGGAAAGCGUUUUCGGCCAAAGCCGACAGCUCCUCAGCAGAUGAGCGCUACGAGAGCGACGGGACUGAGGACCUGGAUGAGAAGGACGAGGACGAGGAGGAGGAGUACUCGGAGGACGAGGAGGACGACGACGAGGGGGACCGAGAGGACGAGGAGGAGAUCGAGGAGGACGACGAGGACGAUGAUGAGGAUGGAGAGGAUGCCGAAGAGGAAGAGGACGACGAGGAAGAGGAGGAGGAGGAGGAAGAGGAGGAGGAGGAGGAGAAUGAAGAUCACCAGAUGAAUUGUCACAAUAGUCGAAUAAUGCAAGAUGCAGAAAAGGACGAUAACAAUAACGAUGAGUAUGAUAAUUAUGAUGAGCUGGUGGCUAAGUCCUUGUUGAAUCUCGGCAAGAUUGCGGAGGACGCAGCCUACCGGGCCCGGACGGAGUCGGAAAUGAACAGCAAUACCUCCCACAGUUUGGAAGACGACAGUGACAAAAACGAGAGCCUGGGCCGGAAAGGUGAGCUGAGUCUAGACUUAGACAGCGACGUCGUCAGAGAAACAGUGGACUCCCUGAAGCUGUUAGCACAGGGACAUGGUGUGGUGCUCACAGAAAACGUGAGUGACCGGGGCUACGCAGACACCAUGGCACAGCAGGACAGCAGGAACAUGAACUACGUGAUGCUGGGGAAGCCCAGCCUGAACAACGGGCUGGUGGACAAGCUGGUGGAGGAGAGUGACGAGGAGGUGUGUCUGAGCAGCCUGGAGUGCCUGCGGAACCAGUGCUUCGACCUGGCCCGGAAGCUGAGCGAGAGCAGCCCUCAGGACCGGGGCGCCCCGCAGAACCCGAGUGUCCGCCAGCACGUGCGGCCGGAGGACGACUUCUCGGGGAGGACGCCGGACAGGAACUACUCUGACAUGAUGAACCUGAUGAGGCUUGAGGAGCAGCUGAGCCCCAGGUCCAGAACUUUCUCCAGCUGUGCCAAGGAGGACGGGUGUCCUGAGAGAGACGACGACACAGCCUCCGUGAACUCAGACAGGUCCGAGGAGGUGUUCGACAUGACCAAGGGCAACCUGACCCUUCUGGAGAAGGCCAUUGCCUUGGAAACGGAGAGGGCCAAGGCCAUGAGGGAGAAGAUGGCCCUGGAGGCCGGCCGGCGGGACAGCACGAGGUCCUAUGAGGAGCAGUCGCCACGACCGCUGCCUGGGGACGAGCGGAAGCCCAAGCCCAGCGAUAGCCAUGUCAAAAAGCCAUACUAUGAUCCCUCGAGAGCAGAAAAGAAAGAGAGCAAGUGUCCAACCCCAGGCUGCGAUGGAACCGGCCACGUGACCGGGCUGUACCCGCAUCAUCGCAGCCUGUCCGGAUGCCCGCACAAAGAUAGGGUCCCUCCGGAAAUCCUCGCCAUGCACGAGAACGUUCUCAAGUGUCCUACUCCGGGCUGCACAGGGCGAGGGCACGUAAACAGCAACAGGAACUCGCACCGCAGCCUCUCUGGAUGCCCUAUUGCUGCAGCAGAGAAGCUGGCAAAGGCCCAAGAAAAACACCAGAGCUGCGACGUGUCCAAGUCCAGCCAGGCUUCCGACCGUGUGCUAAGGCCAAUGUGCUUUGUAAAGCAGCUCGAGAUCCCUCACUACGGCUACAGAAACAGCGUCCCUACUACCACGCCGCGCUCCAACCUGGCCAAGGAGUUGGAGAAAUACUCCAAGACCUCGUUUGAGUACAGCAGUUACGACAGCCACACGUACGGCAAGCGGGCCAUAGCUCCCAAGGUGCAAACCAGGGACAUAUCCCCCAAAGGAUAUGAUGCGAAGCGGCUCUGCAAAGACGGCAGCCCCAGCAGCAGCGCCGCCAGCAGCUACGCCCCCAGCAGCAGCGGCAGCUUGAGCUGUGGGGGCGGCGGCAGCAGUGCCAGCAGCACCUGCAGCAAAAGCAGCUUCGACUACACGCACGACGUGGAGGCGGCGCACAUGGCAGCCACCGCCAUCCUCAACCUGUCCACCCGCUGCCGUGAGAUGCCGCAGAACCUGCCCGCCAAGCCACAGGGCCUGUGUGCCACCCGGAACCCUGACAUGGAGGUGGAUGAGAACGGCACGCUGGACCUAAGCAUGAACAAGCAGAGGCCUCGGGAGGGCUGCUGCCCUGUCCUGACCCCACUGGAGCCCAUGUCCCCACAGCAGCAGGCCGUGAUGAGCAGCCGGUGCUUCCCGCUGAGUGAGGGGGACUGCUGGGACCUGCCUGUGGACUACACCAAGAUGAAGCCGCGGAGGGUGGACGAGGACGAUUCCAAAGAGAUCAGCCCAGAAGACUUGGACCCCUUCCAGGAAGCUCUGGAAGAAAGAAGGUACCCGGGGGAGGUGACCGUCCCCAGCCCCAAGCCCAAGUACCCCCAGUGCAAGGAGGGCAAGAAGGACCUGAUCACUCUGUCGGGCUGCCCCCUGGCUGACAGAAGCAUCCGGAGCAUGCUGGCCACCAGCUCACAGGAACUCAAGUGCCCCACCCCUGGCUGCGAUGGCUCUGGACACAUCACUGGCAACUACGCGUCCCAUCGAAGCCUUUCAGGUUGCCCGAGAGCGAAGAAAAGCGGCAUCAGGAUAGCGCAGAGCAAGGAAGACAAGGAGGACCAGGAACCGAUCAGGUGCCCCGUCCCCGGCUGCGACGGCCAGGGCCACAUCACCGGGAAGUACGCCUCCCACCGCAGCGCCUCGGGCUGCCCCUUGGCGGCCAAGCGGCAAAAGGACGGGUACCUCAAUGGCUCCCAGUUCUCCUGGAAGUCGGUCAAGACGGAGGGCAUGUCCUGCCCCACGCCCGGAUGUGACGGCUCGGGACACGUCAGCGGCAGCUUCCUCACACACCGCAGCUUGUCCGGCUGCCCACGAGCCACCUCGGCGAUGAAGAAGGCGAAGCUGUCCGGGGAGCAGAUGCUGACCAUCCGGCAGCGAGCCAGCAAUGGCAUCGAGAACGAUGAGGAGAUCAAGCAGCUGGACGAGGAGAUCAAGGAGCUGAAUGAGUCCAACUCGCAGAUGGAGGCCGACAUGAUCAAACUCAGGACCCAGAUCACCACGAUGGAGACCAACCUGAAGACCAUCGAGGAGGAGAACAAGGUGAUCGAGCAGCAGAAUGAGUCCCUCCUGCACGAGCUGGCCAACCUGAGCCAGUCCCUCAUCCACAGCCUGGCCAACAUCCAGCUGCCGCACAUGGACCCAAUCAAUGAACAAAAUUUUGAUGCAUACGUGACUACUUUGACGGACAUGUAUACAAAUCAAGAUCGUUAUCAGAGCCCAGAAAAUAAAGCCCUACUGGAAAAUAUAAAGCAGGCUGUGAGAGGAAUUCAGGUCUGA
Artibeus jamaicensis (Jamaican fruit-eating bat) is the source of this 3587-nucleotide messenger RNA. It is a transcript of the gene MYT1L, whose product is annotated as myelin transcription factor 1 like. Lineage: Eukaryota; Metazoa; Chordata; Mammalia; Chiroptera; Phyllostomidae. The transcript is spliced from 21 exons. Gene Ontology annotation, cellular component: nucleus. Gene Ontology annotation, biological process: regulation of transcription by RNA polymerase II. The record is from RefSeq and is a predicted model, not a curated record. Gene Ontology annotation, molecular function: RNA polymerase II cis-regulatory region sequence-specific DNA binding; zinc ion binding; DNA-binding transcription factor activity, RNA polymerase II-specific. The coding region runs from base 45 to 3587 and encodes 1180 amino acids.